CCUUGCCCGAGUGAGUGUGUGUGUAUUUUGAUGAUGCAUGUGCAAAAACCCAUUUUAUUUAUAAAGAAAUUCUAAACAAAAUAUUAUUUAUCGUUAAAGGAAGAUAAUACAACGAGGUGGCGGAUUACUUCCAGCUAUAGCAAACAGCAUUAAUGGCUGGAAGCUGGGCAUGAGAGCCACCUUCUCCCGCCAAUUCUGCUCCCCUUCCCUCUACACUGGUCGCCUGAAUCUUUCCUUGUUCUCUUUGACUCACUUAAUUCCGUUAUGCUGCAUUCCCACACGAGCAGAUCAGUCUUCUCCAGCCACCAAUGUCUCCAAGAAGCCCACCCGACCCUUUUACCUCCUCCACCUCAAGGCAUCCGCCUCUUCCUCUAUCGUCCAUUCCGUUCAAAGCCAUGCCUUCAAAACUGGUUUCCUACACGACCUCAUUAUCUGCACCUCCGUGCUCAAGUCGCUUGCCGAGUUCGGCGAGGUCAACCGUGCCCGCAAACUGUUCGACGAAAUGCUCAUAAGAGACGUGGCUGCCUGGAAUGCCAUGAUUUCGGGCUAUGUCCGAAAUGGGCUGCUUCUUAAGGCUCGGCUCCUCUACCAGCUCAUGUAUUCUUCUUGCACAAGGCCAAAUUCGGUAACUCUCUCAGUUUUACUCCAACUCUGCGGCGAUUUAGAUGAUCAGAUGCUUGGGAGGUCUAUUCAUGGUUAUGCUUACCGGCAUCUUGAGUUGGAAGAUACUUUCUUAGGUAACUCUCUCAUUGUUUACUACAACAAGUUUGAUGAUAUCAAAGCCUCUGAGCGUGUUUUUGAGAGCUUGGCGAGGCCAGAUAUCGUUUCAUGGAAUGCUAUGGUUUCCGGGUACAUGACAUCAAGCUCCCCUUGGAGUUCUUUGGAAUUGCUCUGGAUUUUGAGAAAUAAGUGUUUUCAUUUAGAUCUUAUCACCCUGGAGAUAGCACUGCAGGCUUGUUCGAGGAUAGGCAAAGAUGCAAUUUUUGAUGGGGUGUUAAUCCAUGGGCUUCUAAUUAGAUUGGGAUUUAAAAUGGAUCUUUAUGCACAGAAUUGUCUUCUAAUUAUGUACUGUAAAUGUGGAAUGGUGGCGAGCGGGCAGUCUCUAUUUGAUACAAUGGAAAGUAAGAAUUUUGUCUCUUGGAAUAUGAUUGUCAGCGGUUACAUUCAUAUCAAUUGCCCAUUUAAGGCCUUGGAUUUAUUUUUGCGUGCUCUCGCAUAUGAAGCAGAAAUAAGUUCAGAUUUGUUGGUGAGCGCUUUACAAGCUGUUAGGUUAAUGGGAGAGCAACGAAAACUUGUCAUGUUCCUGCAUGGCCUGGUUAUUAGAAUGGGCUUUGAUUCUGAUAUUUAUAUAAGUAGUUCAUUUAUUAGUGCUUAUGGUGGCACUGUGGAAGUUGAAUGUGCUCGUAAAUUCUUUAAUUGCAUUUUGCCUGCAGGAAAUCAUAGUACAGUUCUAUUUAACUCCAUGAUUUCAGUUUAUUUGCAUCAUGGAUAUUUCUCUGAAGCAGUAGAGCUCACCAGGAAGGAAUUCUUUUAUGAUGCUGUAUCUAUUGUAAAUAUUCUUUCAUUGUGCAUCGCGAAGCUUGGUUUAAAGGUGGGUAAAGCAGUUCAUGGAUAUACAAUUAGGAACAAGUUUGAAUCUGAUUUAUUUAUUUCCACAUCAUUGUUGGAACUAUAUAUCACUUAUGGGGUUCUACAUACUGCUUUCAAGAUAUUCUUAUUGAUGCCUGAUAGGAACUUAGUGUCUUGGAACACAAUGAUAAUUGGCUGUGCUCGUCUCGGAGUUCCUUGGGCAUCUUUGAAGCUUUUUUAUGAUAUGCUGCAAAAGGAUGGUUUUUUACCUGAUGCAACUUCUUUGGUGGGAGCCAUUGAAGCGAUUUCUCAUAGAGGAAUUGAAAAUGAGAGAAAAUUCAUUCAUGAUUAUGUCAUUAAGAGUGAAUUUAUCAAUGAUGAGUUUGUUUCUACUUCUCUGAUAUGUAUGCAUUCAAGAGCUCAUAAUUUUAGUAAGGUGAAAAUGGUUUUUGACAGAGCUCGCAAACUCGGCAUAGUUACAUGGAAUACAAUGAUAGCAGAAUAUUCUCAUCAUGGUUUGAUGGACAGAGCUAUCUCAACCUUUGGUCGAAUGAAGAUUAAUGGUGUCACACCUGAUUCAGUUACCAUGCUUUGCCUUCUUCAAGGUUGCAUAGCCAGUGCCUCUCUAAAUGGCCUUGCUUUGGUUCAUUCAAUUAUUUGUAAAUCUGGUUACCACGAAGAUGUUUAUGUAGGGUCUGCAUUAAUAAACGCCUACUCAAAAUGUGGUGAAUUGAACAUGGCAUGGCUGGUUUUUGAUAAUAUGGUUUUGAGGACAAUAGUCUCAUGGAAUUCUAUGAUGCUUGGCUAUGGCAUUCAUGGAGAUGUGCAAGAAGCAAGCAAACUCUUCUUGAAAAUGCAAGAGUCGGGCUUGCAUCCCAGUGCUGUUACUUUUCUUGUUCUCAUUUCUGCCUGUAGCCAUGCAGGAUAUGUGGAGAGGGGCAUAUAUUAUCUUGAUCUUAUGACAGAGGCUUACUCUUUACACCCAAGAGAAGAACAUAUAUCAAGCUUUAUUAGUCUUCUUGGCCGCGGAGGAUUGGUUAAAGAAGCAAAUGAGUUAUUGGAUAGGAUACCUGAAGACCAUGGAGUGUUUGCCUGGGGAGCAUUUAUUGGAGCUUGUCGAGUUCAAGGUAACAUGGAAUUGGGCUUAAGUGCAGCACAGAAGCUCUUAGUAAUGAAGCCAUUGAAUCCGGGGUACAACGCACUUUUGUCAAAUAUACUUGCAGAAUCUGGAAGAUGGAUAGAAGCUUCUCUUACUAGAAGUAAAGCUGAUGAAGUGGGAUUCAGGAAAGAGAAGGCCUGGAGCAUGGUGCAGACUUUGGUGUGACUUCUGAUUAUAAGAGAGUGGAUUGUCUCUAUAGAUUGUUCUAUGUAGACUUCUUGGCUAAAAGGAAAUGCAAGAGAAAAUCAAUUAUAGCCACAAAGGGACGCAAUCCUU
Molecule: messenger RNA, 3004 nt
Organism: Dendrobium catenatum
Lineage: Eukaryota; Viridiplantae; Streptophyta; Magnoliopsida; Asparagales; Orchidaceae
Product: pentatricopeptide repeat-containing protein At2g13600
Exons: 2
Coding region: 170-2893 (907 amino acids)
Biological process (GO): RNA modification
Molecular function (GO): protein binding; RNA binding
Source: RefSeq, a predicted model, not a curated record